Messenger RNA from Gigantopelta aegis, 4763 nucleotides. RefSeq names its product atrial natriuretic peptide receptor 2-like. NCBI's taxonomy places the organism in Eukaryota, Metazoa, Mollusca, Gastropoda, Neomphalida, Peltospiridae. Bases 163 to 3135 code for a protein of 990 amino acids. The transcript has 5 exons. Gene Ontology annotation, biological process: cyclic nucleotide biosynthetic process; protein phosphorylation; intracellular signal transduction. The record is from RefSeq and is a predicted model, not a curated record. Gene Ontology annotation, molecular function: ATP binding; protein kinase activity.
UGCUGGUAAAGGAAAGUCUAUGUUAUUUUCAAUAUCUAUUUUUUCUGUUCUUUUUUCGCCCUCUAUGAGAAACUGAUCGAUUCUGUAUUUGAUAGUGCGCAGUCUUGCCGUAAGCCGACAAUAAAGGAAAAUUAAUGAAUACAUUGAACGUCGACAGUGGACAUGUACACUAGAAGACAUAUGGCUCACCACAAACGCACGUCUGUGGCGUUUAGAACUGGGAUCCUCAUUUGCCUUAUAGCUGUCGUUCCUAAUCUUGUUCCCGGUCACGCUGUCAGACUGAACGGCGCCGGGGCGUCCUUCCCACGUGACGUGUACGCCUCUUGGAUUCCGGCGUACAAGUCGCACAGGAGUAAGUUCAAGACCUUGGAGAUGGUGUACGAGGCGUUAGGUAGUGGCGUGGGACAGGCUCGGAUAAAGGGCAUAUCGGGAUCUCCUGUGGAAUACGCCGGAUCCGACUCUCUUCUGAAGAGUACAGAUUACGAGUUGUAUCCCGACCUCCAGAUGUUUCCCACCAUGGCAGGCGCUGUCGUUUUGUCGUUCAACCUACCCGGUAUCACGUCCGUGAACCUGACGAUGGACCACGUCGUUCGGAUCUACAUGGGCGACAUCGCCUGGUGGAACGACACGUCCAUCCAGUCCAUCAACCCGUCCGUGGAGCUCCCGCGACACCGGAUAGUGCCCAUCGCCAGGCAGGACAAAUCUGGCACGACGGAGAUCUUCACCACAGCUUUGUCGGCAGAUCCCACGUGGCAGAAUCGCUUCGGCAUCUUCAACAAGGGACUGGACCCUAACGACCGCCCGUACGUCUGGGACGGCGGUGUCGUCAAGGUGUACGGCCAGUCUACGCGCGGGAUGGCCGGUAUGAUCGUGUCUAUUAAAUACUCCGUGGGCUACCUCGUCAUGUCUGAUGCCGCCAUUUCAGGGCUGCAUUACGCUUACCUACAAAACCGGGCUGGACGAGUCGUGACGCCGUCCACGGCGUCGGUCCAGAGCAGCAUGGACGAGUUCGUCGCCUCCUUCGACUCCCGUCUGACGGCCUCGCUGGCCAACCCAUCCAGUCCUGGGGCCUACCCGAUAGCCGGGUACACGUACAUGAUCGUCAAGCUGACCACCAUGGAGGACUGCGAGUCGGCCAAGGAGUUGGUUCGCUACAUCAAGUGGUUCUACACCCACGACAUCCCGCGGAACGACUGCGAGCAUCUCUUCAUGACGCCUCUGUCCAAGAAGGUGUACACCCUAGUGCUGGAGCACGUCCUCAGAAGGAUGACCUGCAAAAGGAAGAACAUCGCGGCUAUGGUCAGAGAGGAGAUGGCCGAGGAAGAGCUGAGUCUGCAGACCUGGAGGAUGCCCGUUUACGUCACGGCGCCGCUGUUCGGAAUCGUUCUGUUGAUCGUUAUCCCAGGCUACAUCGUCUGGAAGCUCACCAGAACGCAUUGGACCAUCUUGAACAACGGGUGGAAGGUCGAUUACAAUACAAUAAGGUUCCAAAACAAGUCACUGCUGUCGAAACAGUCUCUGGGCAACGGUUAUGGCAGCAACAAGAUUUCUCCGUCGUACAGUACGUUAAAUUCCUCAUUUAGUUCAAGCAGCGCCUCGUUGUUUGGUGACUGGGGAAAUUGCAGUGUUGUGUUACACGAGGUGUUUUUAAGUGACAGUCAUUUGAAAUACAGCAUCAAAAAACGGGUGUUGUGGAUGAUGACGAAAAUCUCGCAUAAGAACAUAGCGUCUUUCUACGGUCUAGUGGAUAUUGAUGGCGUCUUCCACACGCUGUCGGAAUAUUCCUCGAAAAGCUCGUUAGCCCACUUCUUGCGCAGUUCAAGUUUGAACGCAACAGACGAUCUCAAGUUUGCAAUUGCUGGAGAAAUAUCUUCCGGAAUGGUCUAUCUUCACAAAAACAACAUCAUACACGGUCAGCUAUCGUGUGACACAUGCUUUUUCGACGUCAUGUGGACCCUCAAAAUCUGUCAAUGGCAGGAGUGCGAUAUCGCAUCACUGUGUAAGAAGAACAUCGUGAACUGCGACUUCAAGACCAUCAGCAAAUGGGACUCGCCCGAGUUCUGGACAGCACCAGAGAUCUUUCAGUUCGGCAGCAACCCGACGAAAUCCAGCGACGUCUACAGCUUCGGGGUGAUCAUGCAGGAGAUCUUCAGUCGCGAGUUACCGUUCGUGAACUGUGCGAAGGACAAAUCACCGGCAGAGGUACUGGAGCAGGUCGUUGUCGGUUUCCUGAGGCCGCCGUUUUCUCCCAACAUGCACAUAACGUCCAGGGUGCUGAUGGAGUCCGCUUGGGAGAUGGACCCGAUGGGGCGGCCGUCGUUUGCGUCCCUGCAGAGCGGGAUCGUCAAGGCGUUUCCGAAGCAGCGCUCCAUCAUGGACUGCAUCGUGAGGUCUCUGGAGCAGUACGUGGCGGAGCUGGAGGGUCAGGUGUGUUCGAGGACGGAGGACGAUGGAGUCGCGGAAAACAGCAGCACGUUACAGAGACCCGACAGAUUUGACGAUGUCCUGGGAUACGUUAGAGGACCCAUCAGUAUGCAAGAGUACACGUCGACAACAGUCAUGGCGUUAGACAUUCAAGGUAUUGACAAAAUGGCGGACAAAGGCCGUAUCCACCAAGAUCUGGACGUUCUCCGCCAGUUCUCCAGCGCCUGGAACAAGAUUCUCACUCGCGGCGCCAAAACGACCAUCUUCGACGUGUCCACCGAUGGCUUCAAGCUGGUGUCUGGCGCCCCGGAGCUGAGCCAUGACCACGUCGGCCUGAUAGCGCGGACAGCAGAGUCUCUCCUGGCUGCCUCCAAGACCAUCCUGGCCAUCAUGAAGACGGGCCAGUCGCUCAGUGUGAGGAUCGGGGUCGCCACAGGGUCAGUGAUGAUGGGCGUGGAAGCCUCUCUUCAGUGCUCGCAGUCUCUUGUGAUCGGCGGUGCGGUCGGAGAGGCACGAAUGUUGGCGGACGCGGCCGAACCGUGGACGAUUCUAAUUUCGGAGAAGGUAGAGACGGUGUUGCAGAUAUUACGGAAGUGGAGCAUCCUGCAGAACAAGCAGACUGUUCUCAAGGACAACAAACCAAUACAAACAUUCUACUUGGUUGGCAGUAAAGACGGACUGGACAUGUUCUACCCCUGUGACCAGAAGUAGCAGACAGUCACAAUAUUUCUUACAAAUCAGGCGCGGAUUCAAGAGGGUGUUGUUGGCAUGCCUAUUCCUCCCCGAUCGCCAAAGUGCCAUGAACACCCUGUUUUCAACGGAUGAAUAUUAUGAAUUUAUUUACAGUGUGGUUGGUGUAAUAUCUUGCACGGAUUUGUCUCUGGAUAUGUUUUGCCUGUGCUCAAUGCAUGCUAAUGUGCUUUUGUAUGCUAUAAAUACCCUUUUAUAAAAGUUGCUCAUCUUGCCUAAGAGACGAGUGGACCUGCAUCGAUGAAGGAGAGAUCCUUUACUUCGAAGAGUCGAGAUCCUUUACUUCGAAGAGUCGAGAUCAAUUAUUUGGAAGAGUCGAGAUCCUUUAUUUGGAAGAGUCAAUAUCCUUUAUUUGGAAGAGUUGAGAUCCUUUACUUCGAAGAGUCGAGAUCCUUUAUUUGGAAGAGUCGAGAUCCUUUACUUCGAAGAGUCGAGAUCCUUUAUUUGGAAGAGUCGAGAUCCUUUACUUCGGAGUGUCGAGAUCCUUUUAUGGAAGAGUCAAGAUCCUUUAUUUGGAAGAGUUGAGAUCCUUUACAUCGAAGAGUCGAGAUCCUUUACUUCGAAGAGUAGAAAGAGAGACCCACUACCAUUGUCCACAACUGACAAGAACCUACAGCGGCUGGGUGAGGGUAACGUUGCAUUCUCAGAUUGGACAUUUUCUUGAGCAGUGAAGAUUUUUGAUGAGCUGUACACCAUGCAUGCCGAAUCCCAAGGAAACACGUUUCCCAUUGUGUAUUCUUUUCUCCCCAACAGCAUAAAAGACACAUAAGUAUGGAAAUUCCAAAACAUUCAAGAGGCUGGCCGUAAACCUAUAUUUCCAUAUGGCUCCAAAGCAGCGUUCGAAAUAGCACUUGUCCGUGGUUGUGCCUCUGUGAUUGUCUAGUCAGAGGCGGAUCUAGGGUGGGCGGCAGGGGCCCGGUCACCCCCUAAAUUUUGCGAUAGUUAUAAUUUUAUUAUAUAUUAAUUUUCAUUUUUUACGAUCACUCUCCAAACCUCCCCCAAAGUUCCCUUGGCAUUCCACCUCAUGUCACUGCCUCCCCCCCCAUAUGGAUUUUCUGGAUCCUCUACUGCUAGUUGGCAAGUAAACGUGAAUAAUGUUUCAUUCUGAGCAAUAACAAACAUUGUCCUUGCACUUGAAUAAAAUUAACAACAAGUGAAAAUAUUGGUGGACAAGUAGAUUUCUAGAUGUACUUAGCCAGUGGACUAGUGGAAAAUUACGCUUAUUUCAUUCACUGAAAAGAUGUUUCACAUGGACUUUGAGACGCUGUACGAAUUGCAUACAACCAAGAAGCUAUUUUUUUAUGAUAGUGUAUUUGGUUCGGUGUAUUUGUCGGUGUCGUUCGAGUCGUACACAACAGGUGGCAGCUUAAUAAUUCAAGAACGAUGACAUACAAAAUGUAGUAACACGUGCUUCAACCCUUCCGGUGGUGCCGUUGGAUAAAGUUGAGGACGUUUGGGCUUAAACCGUUGCCAACAGUUCCCAGGAUGAAAGGUUGAUGCCCCAUUGUUCAAAGUAUAGAUAAAUUAACCCUGGGUUAGUCUAAUAUUUUCUUUUUAUUACGUUUGCACAAAUAAAAAUAUACUUUGGA